AUGCCAUCACAGUCCCUGUCAAUACCACUGCAGUCCACACCGCAGAUUAUAUACAACUUUUAUUAUAUGAAUGGCGGUAUCCCGACAAGUCUACCAGUCGCACCAACCCAGUCACUGCAACCGGAAUUCAUCACUCGUUCGUCGCCUGCAUGGAACAGGGCAAGUAUUUUGGCUCGUCGCCCCGUCGCAUUGAAGCGCGAGCGUGAAAGACAAGAUGUAUUGGCUCCGGUUGGACGCAUGUCGCAUUUGGAAAGGUUUGCCGUUUCAUCUGCUCAUCCGAUUAAUGAUAGUGGUAAUACAUUUCCAUCUUCAAAUAUCAGCUACAGGACCUCUUUAAACACAAGUUUCUCUGGUGAGACGACGGCAAAGAGGGUGCCCACUGACAAUUACAUUAUGCAAGAUACACGCAACAAGAAAAUUAAUGCUUCGAUUGAAAAAACAACAAUGGAGAAAAUGCCCCCGUCUUCAGGUCAAGGUCCCAAUCAAGGGAUCGUGCGCUCUGGCGGCUUUGUGAGGAGCGGUCCACCGGCCGUGAUUCCCGAGGAUGAUGGUUUUGCACCGAAUGCCGGAAGCGAUGAUGAAGGCCCAAAGAAGCCUUCAAUCGCCUCGGCGCCCCCCAAGCCAUUCUCUCUGGGCACUGGGUCACUGCCAGCAAAACCCGCACCUGGCACAGGCCCCAAUUCUGCGCCCGUUGCCCCGUCGAACCCUUUCAGCUUCGGUAACAGCAGUGGCGGUGCGGCUCCAGCUGACAAGCCCGCUGCCCCGUCGAACCCUUUCAGCUUCGGUAACAACAGUGGCGGUGCGGCUCCAGCUGACAAGCCCGCUGCCCCGUCGAAUUCCUUUGGUGUCGUUGUCAGUAAGGGGUUGACUGUGCAGGGCGGGAACUCUGCGGGCUCUGGCGGCUUUGUGAGGAGCGGUCCACCGGCCGUGAUUCCCGAGGAUGAUGGUUUUGCACCGAAUGCCGGAAGCGAUGAUGAAGGCCCAAAGAAGCCUUCAAUCGCCUCGGCGCCCCCCAAGCCUUUCUCUCUGGGCACUGGGUCACUGCCAGCAAAACCCGCACCUGGCACAGGCCCCAAUUCUGCGCCCGUUGCCCCGUCGAACCCUUUCAGCUUCGGUAACAGCAGUGGCGGUGCGGCUCCAGCUGACAAGCCCGCUGCCCCGUCGAACCCUUUCAGCUUCGGUAACAGCAGUGGCGGUGCGGCUCCAGCUGACAAGCCCGCUGCACCGUCGAACCCUUUCAGCUUCGGUAACAGCAGUGGCGGUGCGGCUCCAGC
Messenger RNA from Trypanosoma cruzi, 1274 nucleotides. RefSeq lists its product as uncharacterized. Lineage: Eukaryota; Euglenozoa; Kinetoplastea; Trypanosomatida; Trypanosomatidae. The transcript has a single exon. The record is from RefSeq and is a predicted model, not a curated record. The annotation marks the transcript as partial.